Molecule: messenger RNA, 1743 nt
Organism: Hibiscus syriacus
Lineage: Eukaryota; Viridiplantae; Streptophyta; Magnoliopsida; Malvales; Malvaceae
Product: shaggy-related protein kinase eta-like
Exons: 12
Coding region: 289-1434 (381 amino acids)
Biological process (GO): protein phosphorylation; signal transduction
Cellular component (GO): cytoplasm
Molecular function (GO): ATP binding; protein serine/threonine kinase activity
Source: RefSeq, a predicted model, not a curated record
GGGAGCGAAGAAAACGGAAAGCAGAGGGAAAGAAAGAAAAGAGGGCCGAGAAGCAAAGAAAAGAAAAGAAAUAUAUAUAUAUUUUAAAAUAAAGGAGGUGGUGGGAUCACAUGGGGCAUUAGUUUGCUUGUCUCUCUCCCCCUUUCUUCUCUGCCUUGUAAUUUUCUUAUUUUUCUUCUUCUUCUUCAUCAUCUCACUGUUUCUUCUCUCUUUUUUCUCCUUCUGUGAAUCUUCCUGUUACACUCUCUCCGAUUAGAUCUUUGUGUUUAUUUUCCUUGGGUGAUCUUCAUGGCUGAUGAUAAGGAAAUGUCUGCCCCUGUUGUGGAUGGGAAGGAUCCUGUCACUGGUCACAUCAUUUCCACUACAAUCGGAGGCAAAAAUGGAGAACCUAAACAGACUAUUAGUUAUAUGGCGGAGCGCAUUGUGGGGACUGGAUCGUUCGGAAUUGUUUUCCAGGCAAAAUGCUUGGAAACAGGAGAAACUGUGGCUAUAAAGAAGGUUUUGCAAGACAGAAGAUACAAGAAUCGUGAACUGCAAUUGAUGCGUGUGCUGGAUCAUCCGAAUGUGAUUUCCUUGAAGCAUUGUUUCUUUUCCACAACAACCAAGGAUGAGCUCUUCCUUAACUUGGUUAUGGAAUAUGUACCAGAGAGCAUGUAUAGGGUUUUGAAACAUUACAGCAGUGCGAAUCAAAGAAUGCCACUUAUCUAUGUGAAACUUUACACGUACCAGAUAUUCAGGGGGCUUGCAUACCUCCAUAGUGUUGUUGGAGUUUGCCAUCGUGAUUUGAAGCCUCAAAAUCUUUUGGUUGAUCCUUUGACUCAUCAGGUUAAGAUUUGUGAUUUUGGAAGUGCAAAAGUUCUUGUCAGAGGUGAAGCUAACAUUUCAUACAUAUGUUCACGUUUCUAUCGUGCACCAGAGCUCAUCUUUGGUGCUACGGAAUACACAACCUCAAUUGAUAUUUGGUCAGCUGGUUGUGUUCUUGCUGAACUUUUGCUGGGUCAGCCAUUGUUUCCUGGAGAAAAUGCCGUGGACCAGCUUGUAGAGAUUAUUAAGGUCCUAGGUACACCCACUAGGGAAGAAAUUCGCUGUAUGAAUCCCAAUUACACAGAUUUUAGGUUCCCACAGAUUAAAGCGCAUCCAUGGCAUAAGGUUUUUCAUAAAAGGAUGCCUCCUGAAGCAAUUGAUCUUGCUUCACGACUACUCCAAUACUCGCCAAGUCUACGCUGUACAGCGCUUGAAGCGUGUGUACAUCCCUUCUUUGAUGAGCUUCGAGAACCUAAUGCUCGCCUUCCGAACGGGCGACCAUUACCGCCACUCUUUAACUUCAAACAGGAAUUAUCUGGAGCUUCAACGGAGCUUAUAAAUAAGUUGAUUCCAGAUCACGUGAAGCGGCGAAUGGGGCUACAAAAUAUCAUGCAUCCAGCCGGGACAUAAUACUUCAAACGUGAUUAAAUAAGAUUUGAUAUCUCCUAGUUGAUGCGUGACACAGAGGCAUUACUAUCUUUGGUAACAGCCAUCGAGCAUCAUUUUCUACUCUUCCGCCACGCGUACAGUCUCUGGCCGCUGAAUGGCUGCCUUCUUAUUAUCUUUCUACUUGGAAUUCUCCCUCUCUCGCUCCUUUAUGAGUUCACUUUCUUUUGGCAAAAUGCCGCCUUUGGUAUGUACAUGUAAACAUGCUUGAUAGUAAAAGACAAGACUUUUAAGGUUAGGGUUGGACGAAACCUGAAAAGCUGUUUAUGAAGG